Messenger RNA from Pungitius pungitius (ninespine stickleback), 2325 nucleotides. Its product is annotated as UTP--glucose-1-phosphate uridylyltransferase-like. The record is from RefSeq and is a predicted model, not a curated record. The transcript is spliced from 9 exons. Gene Ontology annotation, molecular function: UTP:glucose-1-phosphate uridylyltransferase activity. Gene Ontology annotation, biological process: UDP-alpha-D-glucose metabolic process; glycogen metabolic process. NCBI's taxonomy places the organism in Eukaryota, Metazoa, Chordata, Actinopteri, Perciformes, Gasterosteidae. Gene Ontology annotation, cellular component: cytoplasm. The coding region runs from base 28 to 1731 and encodes 567 amino acids.
UUUGUCCUGGUGACGUCACGGGCGUCGAUGACGUACCGCCUGCCCAGUCCGCUCCAGCAGCAGAAGAAGAAGAAGAAGAAGAAGACGAAGCCGCGGCGGCUUUUAGCGCUUCGUUCGGCUCCAGGAGACGAAGCGUCCGGUCCGAGCCGCGCUCCCCGCCUCGUGUCCCGGGGGGAAAGUUGUCUGCGGGGUCUCAGCCGCGUUUUUGAAGCUUUUCCGGCGCGUUCAGACCUGACCCGCGGCGCCAUGACCGAGUUCCAGGAGAAGCUCCGGCAGCAGCAAGAGGAGUCGAUGCACCGCGAGCUGGAGGCGCUGCUCGCCACCGCCGGCAAGGCCGAGGCCGAGAUCUCCAGGAAAGAUUUCGAUGGCUUCAAGAAGCUCUUCCACAGAUUCCUGCAGGUCAAAGGUCCCGCAGUCGACUGGGCCAAGAUCACCCGGCCGCCGGAGGACUCGAUCCGCCCCUACGAGAAGAUCCGGACGGAGGGUCUCCCCGACAACAUCAGCGCCGGCCUCAACAAGCUGGCCGUGGUGAAGCUGAACGGCGGCCUGGGGACCAGCAUGGGCUGCAAGGGCCCCAAGAGCCUGAUCAGCGUGCGCAGCGAGAACACCUUCCUGGACCUGACGGUGCAGCAGAUCGAGCACCUGAACAAAACCUUCAACGCCGACGUGCCGCUGGUCCUCAUGAACUCCUUCAACACGGACGAGGACACCAAGAAGAUCCUGCAGAAGUACAAACACCACCGGGUGAACAUCCGCACCUUCAACCAGAGCCGCUACCCGCGGAUCAACAAGGACUCGCUGCUGCCCAUCGCCAGGGACAUGGCGCCGGGCGGCGGCGGCGACGUCGGGGAGGCCUGGUACCCGCCGGGCCACGGCGACAUCUACGCCAGCUUCGCCAACUGCGGCCUGCUGGACGCGCUGCUGGCCGAGGGCAAGGAGUACGUCUUCGUGUCCAACAUCGACAACCUGGGCGCCACCGUGGACCUCUUCAUCCUGCACCACCUGAUGAGCCAGCCGGCCGACCGCCGCUGCGAGUUCAUCAUGGAGGUCACCGACAAGACGCGGGCCGACGUCAAGGGCGGCACGCUGAUCCAGUACGAGGACCACCUGAGGCUGCUGGAGAUCGCGCAGGUGCCGAAGGCGCACGUCGACGAGUUCAAGUCCGUCACCAAGUUCAAGAUCUUCAACACCAACAACCUGUGGAUCUCGCUGCCCGCCAUCAAGAGGCUGCAGGAGAAGAACGCCAUGGACCUGGAGAUCAUCGUCAACCCCAAGACGCUGGACGGCGGGCUGAACGUCAUCCAGCUGGAGACGGCCGUGGGCGCCGCCAUCAAGAGCUUCAAGAACGCCAUGGGCGUGAACGUGCCGCGCAGCCGCUUCCUGCCGGUGAAGACGUCGUCCGACCUGCUGCUGGUGAUGUCCAACCUGUACAGCAUGGACGCCGGCUCGCUCACCAUGAGCAAGAGGAGGGAGUUCCCCAGCACGCCGCACGUCAAGCUGGGCGGCUCCUUCACCAAGGUGCAGGAGUUCUUGUCCCGGUUUGAGAACAUCCCGGACAUGUUGGAGCUCGACCACCUCACCGUGUCCGGAGACGUCACCUUCGGCAAAAACGUCUCUCUGAAGGGAACCGUCAUCAUCAUCGCCAACCACGGGGACCGGAUCGAUAUUCCCGCCGGGGCGAUGCUGGAGAACAAGAUCGUCUCAGGGAACCUGCGCAUCCUCGACCACUGAUGCAUGCUGGGAAAACAUUAUUUUAAGUACAUGUACCACUCACAACACAAUGUUGCGGAUGAGCGAUCUGACUGUACCAAGAUGGCCGCCAUCUGCGGACGUAAGACAUGUAGCCUAAUUUAUAUAUAUAUAAUUAUAUAUUGCACCUUGAAGAUUCCGAUGAACUGUCAGUUUUCAAUGUAUUGCUGACCGCGGAAGGGUCAAAGGUCAACCUGCUGCUCUGAACUCAUUACUGCAACCAAUCGCUGCAAAGCCUGAAGCCCGACUCUAAAAUUAGGUUUGUGGAUUUUAAUAUUGUUUUGAAAUGGAGCUAAAUUUAUCGUCAUGAUGGUUGAAAAUAGUUGGUUUCCAAAAUAAAUCAUGGUUUUUCAUGCAGGUGUGCACAUAUACACAGUGUGUACAUGUACACAGGAUUCCUGAAGUCAAUGUUUCUGUUCAACUUUGCCAAAAACAGCUGGGUUUGUAAUAAAGACCUUCACAUUAAAACACGUUUCCACUAGCUCGCGAUCUGAGUAACAGUUCAAUGAAGAGAACCAAUCGUGUUCCAAUUUAACACAGCUUCCUGUUUCAGAAUAAAGCAGCAUUUUAUUCAUA